Sclerotinia trifoliorum is the source of this 2935-nucleotide messenger RNA. NCBI's taxonomy places the organism in Eukaryota, Fungi, Ascomycota, Leotiomycetes, Helotiales, Sclerotiniaceae. The record is from the annotation of a GenBank genome assembly.
UAAUCAAUGCAUUGAUUUUGCUUGGCUGAGAAAACUCAAAAAAGUUCACAUCAUACAUCAUACAUCAUACGAAUCAGUCAUGGAUUUACUUUACAUACUACAAAACCUAUCAUAAAUCAUUCAAAGACUCCUUUAAUAACGUCUCAUUUUCUAUAGACAUAAUAUACAUCUGGGUGAGGCCCAGGAAAACAUGUGGAUCAAUAUCAAACAACCUAAGAUGUCGUGGCAAUCAAUACCGCCUCUACAAUUAACAUAAGUGUCUACGAAUACCUUGUCAAAUCAUCACGCAGCUUCUUUCCCAUUCAUCAGUCAUAUCUAUCUGCUGCUUCACUCUUUUCGCCUUAUGAUACCCCCGUUCCAGAUACCCAAUCAAUGCACCCACCAUCCUUCCCCUGAUACAUCUGGGAUAUAUUUUAUUUUCUGCUGCCCAACAUACCUACAUCUACAUAACCUUGAGAUAAACGAAAAAGAUCAAGGCAAAAUCUUUCGACAAAACAAACUUCUGCAAAGCUGGCUGAGCUACUUGGAGAUAAGCUCAUUUUUAUUAUUUAUUGUUAAGUAUUUAAUACCUUGAGCCUACCAAACGCGUUGCUUUGCCUUCCAGGCUGAGUGUCAUUAACAAAUAACGGAAGCACGAGUGUAAAUAGAAGAGGUUUCUUUUUUCCCUCGAUUUGUUUUCGUAAUCCAUUUGAAAUUCUCAGGGAAUUAUGUCUACUCAGGAUUUUGUUGAAGCAAACUCACUUUCUGGUCUUAACCAGCUUGCCGGAUGCCCUCCGAAGUAUCCACGAAAUCCAACCGAGCAGAAGAGGGCCAAUCUGGUUCUCUACGUCGCUAGAGUACCUGGUAGUAAUGGUGCGUUCAGAAUAAUGUGGCGGCCCCAACAAGAUAGCUGACUCUUUUCGGUAGAUAUCAUUCUUACUACCUUGAAACCACAAUUGAAGAAUGUCACAUCCGAGGAUAUCGCAAGCUCUUUAUACUACUUGCAUCUAAACUCGGACGAAGAUGCCCAUCUCUUAUCCGAAGAGCAGUCGAUUCCUUCUCGGGCGCUGUCUAAAAAGACUUUACCCAGGAAACCCUUACCCGCUGGCUCUAGAGCUCAGUCUUUAGAUAUUGAUAGGCAAAGUAUAUUAAACUCAAAGCGCCAAGCACUUGCGCUAGAUAUUCAACAGAAUGAUACUUUGGGACAACAUGACUUCGUGACUCCGCGUGAUAGCCUAGCAAAUACGCCAAUGGUAGCAGAAGCAGGUAUUUCUGGGCGGUCCGUAGGCCAGCACUCUUCUAUGGGGCGUGCCAACACCGUCAACAGAAAGCCUCUUCCGAGAGUAACGCCUGAAAAUUCAAUAUUCACUUCAGAAUCUUCUCCAGUUGACAAUUCUGAUCAUAAUGAGCUGGGACCAUCAUACCGGCCUCAAAAUAGCCAUACGACGUUGGAAAGGCCUAACCCAAUCGAUGAUAUAGCAAAGGCAUUUUCGAUAACUAUCAUUCGGCGGGAUCCAACUUCGGGUGGUCAAUGGAAUGUCGGCACAGUUGAAGGCAAAUCAAAUCCUCAGACGGCGGGGAUGACGGCAACUAAAAAGCCUUACUAUGACAUUUCUGUACAUAUCACAACGCCAGGAUAUAACUACUUCCGCCACAACACCCACCCGACAACCAAUAUCAAGCUCGGUGGUACAACUCCGAAUCGGGGAGCACAAGGUGCUAGUUCUCAAACUCCAGGAAAUGAAGGACCCACAUCUGUAACGCAAAAAGGAGGAGUCCCCGGGUCAGGUUUUCAUCGUCAGGUCUCGAUGGAAUGGGCUGGUUCAUGGAAUAAAACUUUUAGACAACAUAAAAAGGCGAUAUCUGAUUUUUCUGGAAAUCACAGCAGGAAUAACAGCGGUAGCUCGGAAGGUCCGCAUGAAUCUGAUCUGGAAAAUCGGUCCAUGGAAGGGACCGAACAUUCUCGCGCCAAGGGUUACACAUUUCUGAGUCCCUGGGAAGGUACUUGUACAUUCUCCACGGGUGGCGCGGGCCGGUCCUUACGCUGUCGACACAGAUUACCAGCCCCAGUAUCCGCAGAUUCUCUCGCUUCCUCGUCGACCUCGGUGACUGUGAGCGAACUUCGCUUCAAUUUACCAAGUUCGGAUUUAUUCGAUAGAGAGAAAAUGGACUUGGCUGCAGCUCAGGUCAAGAGUGGAUCGUCUAAACUCACACGAAAACUAGGAAGCUUCCGCAAAAGACUAUCUAAACCUAACCCACAGCGUUCAUCUGAAACUCAGCCGCAUCAAACGUCUCAUACUACGCCAUAUGCAAGUAAUGGGGAAGAAGUUUUCUCGCUACCACCAAGACCUUCCUCGAUCAGCUCGUCAUAUGAAGAAGAUUCCCCGCCCCUGCCACAAAGAUUACAUAACUUUUUAGACGAGCUGACAAUAUCGAACGAUAAUGACGAUCGGUUGGACCUUAGUAUUGGACAGGAGAAAGCCGGUGGUGGAAAUAGAGGCAAACGAGCAAAACUGGGAAAAUUAAUUAUUCAUGACGAGGGCUUGAAGAUGUUAGAUCUCGUCGUAGCCGCCAAUAUUGGCGUCUGGUGGACUGUUUGGAAUCCUAACUAAAGCUUAUAACGAAACCAAACUGCUUUUUGUGUAUUCUUCACGCGUAUGGGAUUUGAAAGGAGUCAAGCGAGGUUCACAUAACUUUUGAAUAUUUUGGUAUCCUAAGAGAACAAGUUCUUGCCAAAUUUUCAAUUGCCAAUUGGCUAUGGUAAACUUGGCAUUUAAUGUUUGGUAUCUGUCGGAUAUGGUUAGUUUGCCGGAGAAUAAUGGAAAUUGUGCAUCACAUGCUCUACAUGUUUUCAGCCGCGGAAAUUUAUCUAUUUUCUCCUUCAUUCUGACCUGCAGUGUUGCCCCGAGCUACUAUAGGGUGUACAAUUUCAACUUAAUCUCCCGGGGACCUAUAC